CACGUACCAGUCCCGGCCCGCGGCCGGGUGGUUGGAGCCCAACCGUUCUACAGCACGCGAUGAGGGCCAUAUUGGAUAUACUUGGCAAAUGUCCACUUUGCUGUAUUAAUUGCUUGUAAUCAUAAUCGACUAAGGGGGGAGUAGACGCGCCAUUUAUUUUUUUUACAUGAGAAGUUUUAAUGGUUAUUAUUAGUAUUUGUCGGGCUGCAACGUGAAUGAACGGAAGCUGUGGACCGAUACAGCGUCGCCGCUUCUGACUUUGCUUCAUCCGACAGGAGGAUGCUUUGGAUCUUGGAGUUGGUGAUUAUGGCGCUCACACGGUCUCUGCCAGCAGCACCAGCUGCCUCCUUAAAACCAUAACUGGCUUAAAAAAACGGGACCAAGUGACCGGACGAGUUCCUGUCAGCUACCGCCACAUUGCGAGAGGAGGUAGCCUGCUGGAAGCCUCCUUGUGCUCCUGGAUUCCCCUCCGAUGGCGGAGGAGGAGGAAGAUGAGGUGGUCGUGGCUAUGGAGUAUCUACUGGAGCAGGUGAUGCUCAAGGACCUCAGCAAAAGGCUCCAGGUGGGCCCGGAACUAGUGGCGCUAAUCCUGCAAGAGGACAAGUGCCCGGAGCUGGAGCAGGACCAGGGAAUGCUGGACAGGAUCGUGGAGACGGUGGCCAGUUCGUGGGUCAACUCCAGCAACUUCAAGGUGGUAUUGUCAGGGAUGGAGCUACUAUCAGCGCUUGUCAGCAGACUGCAGGAAAGAUUCAGGAUGCAGGUUGCGACAGUUCUACCCAGCUUAAUAGAUCGUCUGGGAGAUGCUAAGGACCAAGUCCGGGACCAGGACCAAGCACUUCUACUGAAGAUCAUGGACCAGGCUGCUAACCCACAGUAUGUUUGGGAGCGAAUGAUUGGAGGCUUCAAGCAUAAGAACAACCGGACCCGAGAAGGACUCUGCCUCUGUCUCAUCGCCACCUUAAAUGUGUUUGGAUCUCAGAGUCUGACGCUGAACAAAAUAGUUCCUCACAUUUGCCACCUCCUGGGAGACCCGACAAGUCAGGUGCGUGAUGGCGCCAUGAGCUGUCUGGUGGAGAUCUACCGCCAUGUUGGCGAGCGAGUGAGGAUUGACCUGGGAAAGAAGGGCCUACCUCAGUCACGAUUGAACGUCAUCUUCAGUAAAUUUGAUGAAGUCCAAAGGUCUGGAAACAUGAUCUUGUCGCCUGUCUCUGAUAAAAACUUUGAGGACGAUGACUCCCUGGAUGGUGGCUGCUCUUCCACCUCAUCCAAAGCAGCAUCAGUGGCUGGGAGAAAGACUGCCAGUGUGGGUUCGCUCCGACGCACAAAAUCAGCAGGGAGGGAUGGGUCUGCUGCCGGCGCAGUGGAUGAGGACGACUUCACGCAGGCCUUUGAUGAUGUUCCCAUCAUGCAGCUCUAUUCCAACCGGGAAGUAGAAGAGGCCAUGGCCAAGAUUCGAGAUGUGCUGUCAGACGACAAGCGUGACUGGGAACUCCGUGUGGCGGCGCUGAAGAAGGUACGCUCACUACUGUUGGCUGGAGCAGCAGAGUUUGACGGCUUCCUGCAGCAGCUGCGGCUUCUCGAGUCGGCAUUCAAACUGUCGGCCAAAGACCUGCGUUCUCAGGUGGUUCGGGAGGCCUGUAUCACUCUUGGACACCUGUCCUCAGUGCUCUCCAACCGCUUUGAUCAUGCUGCUGAGGCCAUCAUGCCGACCCUCCUCAACCUGGUCCCCAAUAGUGCCAAAGUCAUGGCCACCUCUGGAGUGGCCGCCAUCCGCCUCAUCCUAAGACACACACACUCCCCUCGUCUGAUCCCCAUCAUCACCAGCAACUGCACCUCUAAAUCUGUAGCCGUCAGAAGGCGCUGCUAUGAAUUCUUGAACCUGCAGCUGCAGGAGUGGCACAUGAGCGCUCUGGAGAGGCAUGGAGCCGUUGUAAUGGAAACAAUAAAAAAAGGCAUUCAUGAUGCAGACGCUGAGGUGCGCUCUUUGGCCAGGAAGUGCUACUGGAACUUCCAUGGUCAUUUUAGUCAGGAGGCAGAGCUGCUGUUCCAAAGCUUGGAGUCGUCCUACCAGAAAGCUCUGCAAGCCCACCUGUGUAGUGGAGACACGUUGAUGUCGCUGCCGGCCUCUGAUCGCUCCUCGUCCUCCUCACAGGAGAGCCUCAAUCGACCUUUGCCUGCAAGAAGCGCCACUGGGAGGAGCAUGACCAGAUCCAAAGUGGGCCAAGCCUCAAGACCACCCAUUGGCCCCUCCUCUUCUGGAUCCCUGCAGCGUUCUUGCAGCGACGUGGAUGUCAACGCGGCAGCCACUGCUCGCACCUGGAUGCCUGCUGUGUCCUCGGCAGUGCAGUUAUCGAAUUUGGCCUUCAGUUCGGCCUCUGCUCUUCCGCCUGGAUCCUAUGCUUCACUCGGUCGAGUCCGAACACAGAAAACAAACACAAGGAACCGUCCAACCGUGCCAGACUGUCGGGGUCGCAGCAAAGGGAAAGUCGUCUCACAGUCUCAGCCCGGCAGCAGGUCUGGGUCCCCAGGCAGAGUGCUGAGCUCCACCUAUGGGAGGAUCCCCAGGACAAACAUAGGGAGUACUAGCAAUGGCAAUGGCGCCAACAGCAGCCUGAGGGACAGCAGGCGACCACGAGGCCACCGCAGCCAGGGCUGCAGCCGAGAGACCAGCCCCAGCAGAUUGGGCUCUGUACGAAGCCGAAUCCCUCGACCCAGCAUGAGCCAGGGUUGCAGCCGUGAAACCAGUCGGGAGAGCAGCUGUGACACCAGCCCUUCCAGGGGUUUCUCCCCCCUGGACCGGCUAUCUCACCAGGCUCGGAUCUCGGCCUCCGUCAAUGCCAUGAGGAUCCUCAACACAGGCACCGAGGUGGAGGCUGCUGUCGCUGAUGCACUGCUCUUAGGAGACUUGAGGAGUAAGCGACGGUCGGGGCGACGGCGCUUUGAGUCGCCGGGUAUGUACUCUGAUGAUGAUGCGAACAGUGAUGCCUCUAGUGCCUGCUCGGAGCGAUCGUACAGCUCGCGCAACGGUGGCUUGGCGCCGCAUCAUGUGCGUCAGACGGAGGAUAUGGCUGAGGUUCUGAACCACUGCGCCAGCGCCAACUGGUCCGAAAGAAAGGAGGGCCUGCUUGGAUUGCAGAACCUGCUGAAGAGCCAGAGAAUUCUCAGUCGUGUAGAGCUGAAGAGGCUCUGUGAGAUCUUCACCAGAAUGUUUGCAGACCCUCACAGCAAGGUCUUCAGCAUGUUCUUGGAGACUCUGGUGGACUUCAUAGUUGUGUACCGGGAAGACCUGCUCGACUGGCUUUUCGUCCUGCUCACCCAGCUGCUGAAGAAAAUGGGCGCCGACCUCCUGGGCUCUGUUCAAGCCAAAGUCCAGAAGGCUCUGGACGUCACACGUGAGUCUUUCCCGUACGAGCAGCAGUUCAACAUCCUGAUGCGGUUCAUCGUGGAUCAGACGCAAACGCCCAACCUGAAGGUGAAGGUGGCCAUCCUGCGGUACAUUGAGGCACUGGCCCGUCAGAUGGAUCCAUCUGACUUUGUCAACACCAGCGAGACACGCCUGGCUGUCUCACGCAUCAUCACCUGGACCACCGAACCCAAAAGCUCUGAUGUCCGGAAGACCUUUCAUAACUGGGUUGGGGAGGAUUUGUCAGGCCGAUGCGGCACGGUGACCUCUCUACCUGGAGAGGGCAACCUGGAGGAGAGGUGCAAGCAGGCGGCCCAGGUGGUGCUCAUCGCUCUGUUUGAGUUGAACACACCAGAGUUUACCAUGCUGCUCGGCGCUCUACCCAAAACUUUCCAAGACGGGACCACCAAGUUGUUGCACAACCACUUGAGGAGCACGAGCGCCAACAGCGGCAUCAACAUGGCUUCUUCCAGUAGCCCCACGGGUCGAACAACUCCACGCCAGCCAAGCAGCCGCAGCAGCCCACUAACAUCCCCCACCACAUGCUCUCGUGGGGGGCUUUCUCCCAGCAUGCUAGAGUACGACAGUGAGAACCUGAACUCUGAGCAGAUUUACAGCUCCUUGCGUGGUGUCACCGAGGCCAUCCAGAACUUCAGCUACCGCAGUCAAGAGGAACCGGUGGAGACGUACAGGCCAGAUGAAAAACGAGACGCCAUGUGUGGAGGCAGCACUCCCUUACACUCGGACUUUAGACUGCAUGGUGACAUGAUGGAGGCCGGGGGAACAGCCGUGGACAACAAGACAUCUUUAGUGUACACGCCUUCACCACGCUUGUUUCCAAUGGCGCGUCUUCGAGACUACAACCCUUACAACUACACAGACAACAUCAGCACUUUGGACAAAGCCAGCCUUAGGGAGACGCUGUUUGAUAACAAUGCAGAGCUACGGCUAGAUGGUUACCAAAAAGAAUGUGUUGAAAACAAGAUCCAGGAACCCAGAAAUGUCCCAGGAGCGACCGAGCGGCUGCAGCUGGUGGGGGAGCUGCUGAAGGAGCUCUCCCAAGGGCCGGCAGGUGAGAGUGGCACCGAGGAGCGACGUGCCACCAUGCUGGAGCUGCUGAAGGUGGCCCGAGAUGACAGUCUGAUGGUGUGGGAUGAGCACUUCAAGACCUUGCUGCUGCUGCUCCUGGAGAUGCUGGGAGACAAAGAUUACAUGAUCCGGGCGCUGGCCUUGAGAGUCCUGAAGGAAAUCUUGAGAAACCAACCAGCCCGCUUCAAGAACUAUGCUGAGCUCACCAUAAUGAAGAUGCUGGAGGCUCAUAAAGACUCGCACAAGGAGGUGGUGCGUGCGGCAGAGGAGGCUGCAUUCACACUGGCGGGCUCAAUACACCCGGAGCAGUGCAUCAAAGUCCUAUGUCCCAUUGUGCAGACCGCUGACUACCCCAUCAACUUGGCCGCCAUCAAGAUGCAGACAAGGGCCAUUGAACGCAUCAUAAAGGAACCGCUUCAUCAGCUGCUGCCUGACAUCAUUCCGGGCCUCCUGCUGGGCUACGACAGCACUGAGAGUAGUGUGAGAAAGGCCAGCGUCUUCUGCUUAGUGGCCGUCUACGCCGUGAUCGGCGAGGAGCUCAAGCCCUACCUGUCUCAGCUCACAGGCAGCAAGAUGAAGCUGCUCAACCUGUACAUCAAGAGGGCCCAGACGUCCACCAGCAAUAGCAGCAGCUCCUCCGACAUCUCCUCCUACUAACACUCACCUUCCCACCAUUUACCACCUUUUGCUCAUCUCGCAUUGAAAAUCAGCUUACCCGCCAUCUUGAAAGCAAAGCCCCAUCCUGAGCUUAUUCCUUGCUACGCAUAGUUGAUGGCGAGGCCAUGUGCCAGAACAAAGUCCUCCCUUCGCUUGUACAUCAUCUGUUUUGCAUCAGUCAGUGUUUAUGCUCACAAGCUUCCAGCUCUUUCUUUGUUACUAUGAAUAACCAACUGCUGCACUCCGCUUUGGAACUUUGGACCACGACAGAAAAUCUUUUCAAAACUGACUGGAAUCAUUUGGCUGGCCAAUGAUUUGAAGCUCAGCGCAAGAACAUCUCCAUAUCUUUGUUUAAACAUGGAAUAUCAUUGUGAAAAAUUGGAACAUUUCAAAGAAGAAGCAAUAUUCCAUUCUUCUUGGCAACACUAAACACGCAACUUGAGCGUCUUAGAGAUUCUGCAGUGAGAAACUCCACAUACGUAUGCAAAUGUGACGUAAUUUCUAUGUAAGAUGCACCUAAGCUUGUAGCGGGAGAAUGUUACUUUUCUUAUAUUCCACUAUGGAGGAGUGGAUUAGCAUCAGAAGAGUCCAGGUACUCUGGUGCACUACUAAGUGAAGACUACUGUCAACAUUUCCUGUAUUAUAGACAGCAUAAAGGUCAAGGUGAAAAAAGCCUCCAAAAGCCGUCAGUCAGUGUUUUGUGGGAAGACGUUACAAACAUGCUUUAAAAAUGUGUUACAUAAAAGACCUAAAAAAAUGUGAAGCAUAAAACGAUCACCAGCUGCAGCAGAGAAGGUAGCUCAUGACGAGAAUCACCUUUGCAGUGAAUGUCAUUGUGAGACGUCAUGCGUGUCAAAUCCAGUACUUCCGUUAGUACACUUCAAUAUAUAUAUGUACUAUGUACGCUAUGUACUUAGUUCCUGAGGGCACACGUUUUCAGUACAGUGCCCUAGUGGGUAUUUAUCUGCUUCUUGUUUUUCCUUCUCUCCUUUUUAAUGCUGAAUUGCAACCACUCCAGUUUGUCCCUCCCCUUCCUCUACAUACUACUAUGACCGAGGACCGAGGACGGUGUCUUGAGUGUACUGCGGUCGGCUGUAUUUUGCUGAACACAAUUAUGCACUCGAAAUGUGCACGUACAGAGUUCGCAAGUGCUCCGCAAGUGGCCGAACGUUAAACCACUUGUCGGGUGCUGAAUGUCACGCUAAUGAUUUUAGAAUGAUCAGUAAAGUCCUACUGAAAGUCUGAUAGAGUCUUUAGACUUAAGGUGUCACUAUGUAGUGGGAAGUCAUCACACAGCGUCACCGCAUCAUUUUGUAUUCUUGUCAGUGUUUUGAAAUGUGCCUCACCCCUGCUUCAGAGCUGCACAUCGUCUCAUCACAAGCUUUGACAGGACAGGCCCAUACAUGUUCCAUUGUCUAACCCCAACCUGGCCUGUUCAAACCCAGCAGUGGGCGGAAUGUUGUCCGGUCCUAGCGACCCGGUUUCACUGUCAUCCCACAUCUUGAACAUGUGCCUUUAGUUGAACAUUAACAAUCUUUUCCUAUGGCCUAACUAAACCCAUUUUAGAGCAAAUGGGGGUGCAUCAGUGAUAAGAAGUUGUUAGUGUGAUGCUGAGAAUUUAAGCACCCUGAUGCAUGCCCCCCCAACACCCCCCCCCCACGCAAUACUAUAUUUAUACUAUAUGUCACCAGUGAUGCAAAAUUGAAAUAAACUAUUAGAUUGUUGUUGUCUGUUUACUUGUAUACCUUAUCUUCAAAUACUGUAGAGCAUGUAUCAUUGGCCACCAGCAGAUGGCGUGCUGAGCCUUUUUUCCCCAAGACAUACUGGCGGAUUAUUAGAAUUAUUUCAUAUAAUUAUUUUGCCCCCCAAAAUACUACUGUAUAUGUAUAUGUAUAUGUUGAUAUACAGAUGAUAUACAGUGAGAAAGUGUCCUGACUGAUUUUGUUUGUCACACUUAAAUGUCUUGGGUCAUCAAAUGAAUCAAAAUAAAUUAAAUUAAGAUAAAAUAGCCAAGUUUUUAAAUGAAACAUUAUUAUUUAUGGAGGAAAAAAAAAUCCAAACGUACAUGGCCCUGUGUGGAAAAAGUACAAGUGAUUGCCCCCUAUCAGUCUGGAAAAGGUUAUAAAGCCAUUUCUAAAGCUUUGGGACUGCAGCAAACAACGUUGAGAGUCAUCAUGUACAAAUGGUGAAACCAUGGAACGAUGUCGUGGCCGGACAACCAAAACGACUCCAAGAGAUCAGCGACGACUCACCCAAGAGGUCACAAAAGGCCCUAGAACAACAUCCAAAGAACUGCAGGCCUCAGUCAGUGUUCAUGACUCCACCAUAAGAGACAUAAGACAAUCUGUUUCCACCUCUGUUGUCAUUGAGACACCAUCCAGAUGUUUGUGUUGGUAUGGUCCAGGUCCUAUUGUGGACUCUGCUAUAAGUCUUUAAACAUGGCCGUGGAUCACCGGAGCCUAAUGGGCUGUUUUUCCUAGUACACUCGUGGAGACGCAUCCUCCGUCUGUCUUUCACCAGCCCAUGCUCCCGCUGCUCCAAAUUAAUUUCAUUAAGGGGCCUAUUUGCAGCCCCCCUCCGUCCUCUGCUUGUUUAAAAGCCCUCAUUGCGCAUGAUUAGCGCGCGGUUCCCCAACCUGGCAGCGAGUGGCGGCUGGGUCGACAGGCCACGCAAAUGAAAGAGAACAACUUCAUUGUGAGAUGACUGGCCCAUAAAUCAUCGGCCCUUUUCUAUAAAUCACGGCAGAUGGCAGGGAGCGAGCCGAGGCUCGGGGGAGCUUUGCGCCGCCCCCGGUGCAUGAUGGGAGAGGCCGGGCUCGGCGUCAGCGAGGCUAGCGGAGGAGCGGGGUCACUUCCAGUUUGCGGAUGGGAAGACGUGAAGUGGCAGAGGCCGAAGCGCUCAACUUCUCCCAUCCACGUAGCUGAUGAGAUGCAGACCCCGCAGGUCCUCGCAGCGGGCGCCGUUUAGCGGGCCUCAGCUGUCUGCUUAAUAUGGAGACAACUUCAUGGACUGUCGUCCC
Molecule: messenger RNA, 8168 nt
Organism: Doryrhamphus excisus (bluestripe pipefish)
Lineage: Eukaryota; Metazoa; Chordata; Actinopteri; Syngnathiformes; Syngnathidae
Product: CLIP-associating protein 1-B-like
Biological process (GO): establishment of mitotic spindle localization; mitotic spindle assembly
Cellular component (GO): basal cortex; kinetochore; spindle microtubule
Molecular function (GO): microtubule binding; kinetochore binding
Source: RefSeq, a predicted model, not a curated record